Molecule: messenger RNA, 309 nt
Organism: Arachis ipaensis
Lineage: Eukaryota; Viridiplantae; Streptophyta; Magnoliopsida; Fabales; Fabaceae
Source: RefSeq, a predicted model, not a curated record
AUGUCGAGGUAUGUUAACUUCAUGAAGAAAUUGUUGUCGGAGAAAAGACCCUUGAAGGGAGGCCAAACAGUGGUGCUAACAAUAGAGUGUAGUACGAUCAUUCAAAGGAAUUUGUCAAGUAAGAAGCCAGAUCCUGGAAGUUUUCAAAUCCCAUGUACCAUUGGAAACAACACCUUUGAAAGAGGAUUGUGUGAUUUAGGGGAGAGUAUCAAUCUGAUGCCACCUUCUGUGAUGAAAAAACUACAAAUUCAAGAGGUGAAACCUACAAGAAUAGAUCUUCAAUUGGUAGACAAAUCUGUAAGACAGUAA